AUGAGGCUGCUCAACGUCUACACUCUUAAGCUGGAGGAAUUCCUCAUCAGCGCGACGCCAGAGUACGCCAUUCUCUCACAUACGUGGGGAGAUGACGAAGUCAGGUUUCGCAAAAUUGCGUACAGCUGCACGCAGGCUGCCAAGGACGCUUUGGGAUAUGUGUGGAUUGACACGUGCUGCAUUGAUAAAACGAACAGCACAGAGCUGUCGGAGGCGAUCAACUCAAUGUACAAGUUCUACUCUGGUGCGACCAAAUGCUAUGUCUACCUGGCCGAUGACCAGGAGCCGACCCGGGACUUCUUGGGCGGGGCGUUUGCAAAUUCCCGCUGGUGGACACGAGGAUGGACGCUGCAGGAGCUGAUCGCCCCGAAAGAGGUCAUAUUCUACGGCUCCACCUGGCGAUUCCUGACCACUAAGCAUGAGAUGGCAAGUGUGAUUUCCGCCAUCACCGGAAUCGACCGUCCGAUCCUAGAGGGCGCGAGGGACACAGGGUUAGAGCUCGACGACGUCUGCGUGGCGCGGAAGCUGUCGUGGGCGGCCAAGCGACAGACGUCAAAAAUCGAGGACCAGGCAUACUGUCUCCUCGGUCUGUUCAAGGUCAACAUGUCUCUUCUGUACGGCGAGGGGGCAGCCGCAUUUACGCGGUUUCAGGCGGAGCUCAUGAAGCAGUCGAACGACACGAGUCUUUUCGCCUGGGAGGGAGAUAUUGGCACGAGGGAUGAGGCCCAGGGCCCCUCCUCUCAAUUGCAGACCCGCCAGACCGUCUAG
Molecule: messenger RNA, 768 nt
Organism: Aspergillus campestris IBT 28561
Lineage: Eukaryota; Fungi; Ascomycota; Eurotiomycetes; Eurotiales; Aspergillaceae
Product: HET-domain-containing protein
Exons: 4
Coding region: 1-768 (255 amino acids)
Source: RefSeq, a predicted model, not a curated record